Syzygium oleosum is the source of this 3111-nucleotide messenger RNA. Its product is annotated as probable LRR receptor-like serine/threonine-protein kinase At3g47570. Gene Ontology annotation, molecular function: protein binding; ATP binding; protein kinase activity. The transcript has 2 exons. The record is from RefSeq and is a predicted model, not a curated record. Bases 1 to 3111 code for a protein of 1036 amino acids. Lineage: Eukaryota; Viridiplantae; Streptophyta; Magnoliopsida; Myrtales; Myrtaceae. Gene Ontology annotation, biological process: protein phosphorylation.
AUGGAACCUCGAAGCUUUAGCUUUGCAGAGUUUCGAUCAUGCCAUUUCGUCGUUGGUAUCGUGCUCGCAUUGGGCAUUACCCAAGUCUCCUCUACCACAAACGAAACCGACAAGCUAUCGCUGCUCGCAUUUAAGGGCGGAAUAACUGAGGAUCCUCUCAGUGUGCUCAGCUCGUGGAAUAAUAGCAUGGGGUUCUGCCAGUGGCAUGGUGUCACGUGCGGUCGCAGGCACCAAAGGGUCAUGGUACUCGACUUGCGUUCACACAAACUCUCUGGCUCGAUCUCUCCUUAUAUUGGGAACCUUAGCUUCUUGAGAGAAUUGUGGCUCGGAGACAACAAUUUCGAUCAUGUAAUCCCUCCGCAAAUCAGCCGGUUGAGCCGCCUACGAAUCUUACGGCUGGGGAUGAAUUCAUUGGUUGGUAAGAUUCCCGAAAACAUAUCAGCUUGCUCUAAUCUUGUCACCCUCAUUCUUACGUACAACCAUCUAUCUGGAAAAAUUCCUGCACAAGUUGGUUCAUUAUCGAAUCUACGGAUUUUUUAUUUGGAUAGAAAUAAUCUAACUGGAAGCAUGCCUUGCUCCAUUGGGAACUUAUCUUCACUAGAGUGGCUUUCUAUUAAGGAAAAUUACUUGGGUGGGAGCAUUCCUCCAGUCUUAGGCCGCCUGUCGAAAUUGCAUCACUUUUAUGUAUAUGAUAACAAACUGUCCGGCCCAAUUCCAACCGGAGUUCUAAAUCUCUCUUCUUUAAUUGUCUUCGAUGUGAAAUUCAACCAAAUUCGAGGGAGUCUUCCUGCAGACAUAGGCUUUACACUUCCGAAUCUUCAGUGUUUUAGCAUUAGCGUAAACCUAUUUGAGGGACAGGUUCCUCCGUCAGUAUCAAAUUGCACAAAGCUAGAGACGCUUCAACUUGCAAUGAACAAAUUUUCAGGUAGGGUGCCUUCUUUGGAAAAUUUGCACGAGCUUCGAAUGUUCACCAAUUUCGAAAAUCAGCUCGGGCAUGGAAAACCCGAAGACUUGAAUUUUGUUUGCUCACUGACAAACGCCACGAAGUUAGAGAUAUUGUCUAUUUUUGGCAACAGUUUCGGCGGAGUGCUACCUAAAUGCAUAGGUAACUUAUCCAUCACCCUCACCCUAUUUGAUGUGAGUGACAAUCUACUAUUUGGAGACAUUCCUAGACAGAUUGAAAAUUUUGUCAACCUCGAAGUAUUGAUUAUGUCCAAAAACAAGUUUUCAGGUGUUCUACCCUCGAAUUUGGGGAAUCUACAAAAAUUGCGGAUACUAAGGUUAAGUGGUAACUACUUGGGAGGGACAAUCCCAUCUUCUCUAGGAAAUCUAACCAAGUUGAUUCAACUAUUUUUGGAUGGAAACAACUUUCAAGAUCAAAUCCCUUCAGAACUGUCCAACUGCCACUUUUUGAACCAGCUCUCUCUUUCUAGUAACAAUCUCAGUGGUACCAUACCCCCACAAAUUAUGAGUAAUUUAUCACAAAUCAUCUUUUUUAACUUGUCUUAUAACCGUCUGACGGGAGUUCUACCCAUGGAAGUAGGCAACUUGAGAUUUUUGACCGCAUUGGACAUCUCUGGAAAUAUGUUAGGAGGUGAAAUUCCAAAUAGUUUAGGUGAUUGCGUGGCAUUGCUAUCAUUGAGGAUGGGGGCCAAUUACUUCCAUGGGUCCAUUCCUCAGUCGAUGAGAUCGUUAAGAGGCAUUGAAGAACUUGAUCUUUCACACAACACUUUUUCCGAGGAAAUUCCACAGUUCUUGGAGGUAUUUCAUUCUUUGAAAGUUCUGAAUUUGUCUUACAAUAAUUUUCAAGGCAUGCUGCCGCGUGAAGGAGUCUUUAAGAAUGCUACCUCUACUUCUGUUAUUGGGAAUGCUAAGCUUUGCGGUGGGUUGCCAGAAUUUCAGCUUCCUAAAUGCAAUUCCAGUAGCUCCAAGAGUAGGAAAGUCCAUCUUGUAUUGAGAUUGUCGGCUGUUGUUAUUUGUGGCCUUCUUGGAAUUGCUCUUGUUCUUGCUAUGCUAUAUCUCUGUUGGUGGAAGAAGCAAGUACAAGAACCGGUUUCAAGUUCUAUUGAUGAGUUAUGUCCGAACGUAUCUUAUGGAACACUCCUAAAAGCAACCGAUGGUUUUUCUUCAGCCAAUUUGGUUGGUGUUGGAAGCUUUGGUUCUGUUUACAAGGGGGUACUUGAGGAUAAUGGGACUGUCGUUGCAGUUAAGGUGCUUCAUUUGGUGGGCCUAGGUGCUCUGAAGAGCUUCAUUGUUGAGUGCCAAGUUUUAAAGAACAUCCGACAUCGAAAUCUUUUGAAAAUACUAACAGUUUGUUCGAGUGUUGAUUAUCAAGGAAACGAUUUUAAGGCCAUGGUAUAUGACUUCAUGGACAAUGGAAGCCUGGAACAGUGGUUACACCCAAAAGCAAUGCGAUCUCAUGGAAAUGAGCCUUUGAAAAAAGUGAAUUUCAUUCAGAGGAUAAAUAUUGCUACUGAUGUUGCUUUUGCACUAGAUUAUCUUCAUCACCAGUGCCAUAUCCCCAUCAUUCAUUGUGAUCUAAAGCCAAGCAAUGUCCUCUUAGAUGCUCAAAUGGUCGCACAUGUGGGCGACUUUGGAUUGGCAAAGUUCCUCCUUGGAUCAUCCCAUGAUACUGUAGCUAACCAAAUGAGCUCCGUGGGUCUACGAGGGACAAUUGGUUAUGCUUCACCAGAAUAUGCAAUGGGAUGCGAGGUCUCGAGAGAAGGUGACAUCUACAGUUACGGCAUCCUCUUACUAGAGAUGUUCACAGGAUUAAGUCCCACUGACGACAAAUUUGGAGAUAAUUUCACUCUCCAUAGUUUUGUCACGGCAGCUUUGCCUGAACAAGCGUUGGAAAUUACGGAUCAAAUUCUGCUUCUAGAAAGGGAGAGUCGUUUCGACCCCAACAGUCCUCAGCAUUGGCUUUCCGAAAGCGAUAACAUAUUUCAAGAGUGUUUGGUUAUGGUAUAUAAUAUUGGAGUAGCUUGUUCUGAUGAAGUGCCUGGAAGACGGAUGAGCAUCAGUGGUGUUGCAAGUCAAUUGCAAAACAUUAGGCGAAAACUCUUUGCAUUGGGUUUACAUGAACAAGAUGAACAUCCGCGGGUGAUAUGA